AUAAAACUGAUUUUGUAUGCGAGAAAACUUGCUCAACAGGAUGUAGGCAAGUUGGGGGUUUAUCACAGCAUCUUGGCAGUUGGGAAGGUUUCUAUGGGGGCAGGUGAGAACCCAGGAUAAAAGAACACGAGCAGACAUGUGAAGGGGUGGGCAGGAGAGAGGGAGCUGGGCAGCUGAGAGGAGGCAGCUAGAGAGCUGAAGAAGCCAGAGGAGCCUGGGACAAGACAUGUGAGGAAUGAAGACCAGAGGGGAAGGCAGAGAUAAAGCCGAACUCUAUUCCCCUGCCUUUUUGAGAGGGAGAACAUCCAACACAACAAAGCAAUCCAUCAAUAAAAGAAUUAUCGUAGAAAUACUUAGAGGACAAAUUUCCAGUGGGCCCUGACACCAAUGGCCCAACACUGAAACAAUGUCAGGCAGUUUCAGAAUUACAUGGGAGAUACUGCUACGACAGAUGGAGGAGGCAGCAGAAACAGAUCCGUAUGGAUGUCAUCAUCGCACAUUACAAGCAUGAAAAGCCAACCCCCAGCCAAGUCCAGAGCUACCUGAAUCGGCAAGGGUGGCUUAAACAAGUCCCAACCGUGGAGGACAUCCUGCUGUAUUGGGAGGCCAGUGAAAAGCCAAAAAGUGAUGCCACAGACAGAAGAAUACAACAUCUUACCAACACUCAGCAGUGGCCAGGAUUGGCUGUUGUAGAUGAUCCAGUCAAAGGAGAAAAAGUUGUGACUCUCCAGGACUUUAAAAAAGGUGACUACAUUUGUGACUACCAUGGGCCGGUCAUUUCUGCAAAGGAAGGGGAUCGGCUGAUGAGGUCGAUGGAGCAGAAUGAAAUGGGAUACUUAUAUUUCUUCUUGGACAGAGGGAAUAAAAGACUCUGUAUCUAUGCCCAGAAUGUCCCUUGCUCCUGUCACAGUGACCUACCGACAACUUACGGGAGGAAAAUUAACCAUUCCCGUAAAAGGCCAAACCUCAGACCCACCAGUCAAAUAUUUCUCAAAUGACGACAGACCGUACAUAUUGUUUUCUGCAAACGAGGACAUUGAUGCUGGAACAGAACUCCUGUUCGAUUACGGAGCCACAAGAAAGUCAUUCUCUGGUGAGGGGGCAGAUCUUCCCUGGAUUGAUGAGUAGAUCCUCUGAAGUUAAAACUUUGUACAUGUGCACGAACUUUGGCAUGCAGGACUUUGCACUUUUGGCACAUCAUUCAAGUAUCUAAACAGACUUUACACUCUUUACAACAGUUCCAUUCCUAAGUAAUACUCAUCUUUACAGUGACAUUUUAAAACUGAACUUUUUAUUUGUUGCUAAAAUAAUUAUUUGUUUACAGUUUAAUUUUCAUGGAAUAAAUUUUGAUUAUAUUUUUAACUUUUUGGA
Xenopus laevis (African clawed frog) is the source of this 1371-nucleotide messenger RNA. Its product is annotated as histone-lysine N-methyltransferase set-1-like. NCBI's taxonomy places the organism in Eukaryota, Metazoa, Chordata, Amphibia, Anura, Pipidae. The transcript is spliced from 3 exons. Bases 480 to 998 code for a protein of 172 amino acids. The record is from RefSeq and is a predicted model, not a curated record.